AUGGUUGAAAGAGUUCUAGGCCAUAUUGCUUGGUUAUUGAAAGAGGUACAGAAAUCAGAUUCAGAUGUUACCAUAGGUAAUGAAAAAGCAGCUGUAGAGAUAAUUACAAAGAUUCUCUAUGAAAGGGAAUGUAAAUUAUUACCACUAAUUUGGGAAUUCGAAGAAUUUUGUGCACUUAUAGAAUUAGGAAACAGGCAAUUGAAACAUUUUUUUGAUGAACUAUAUAUAUCAACUAAUCUGUCAACAAAGAAUAAGGAUACGAUGAAAAAAACACCUAAUUUAACAAUUGAUACUCUGGCGAUACUAGAUUUAUCAAUGACAUCUUAUACUAUUUCUUAUCAUAAUUAUGCUGUAUUUAAAAAACAACCAAUGACUGUGAAAUCAAAGCUUUCAGAAAAUGCAAAUAAUGCUAUGAUUUUAAAUAUUGACGAUUAUUAUAGCAUUCAUACUAAAAGAAUACCUAACAUAGUUAUAACAUCAACUGCAGCACAUCUCACUACUGUUUUACUUAAUCUGAUAAAAAAUGAACUGGUAAUACCAAAGUGA
Molecule: messenger RNA, 546 nt
Organism: Funneliformis caledonium
Lineage: Eukaryota; Fungi; Glomeromycota; Glomeromycetes; Glomerales; Glomeraceae
Source: the annotation of a GenBank genome assembly